CAGACAGGAAGUGAGUUUUAACUUGCAUGAGCUUUGGAUCCUGUACAGAAGAGCAUAAGCGUACAUUGAUUUUUGUGAUUGUUUAUUCUUCUUGUGUUUUGGCACUUACAAAAGGCAGUUGUUUAAGUUCCUGAAUACUGUGGCUUGUGGGGCUGAAGACUGAAGCAAGAAAUCAUGAAGUUGGAGGUUCCACAAAGCUUUUCAGAUGUCGCUGUUGAGUUUUCAGGAGAGGAGUGGGAGAUGUUAAGUAAACCGCAGAAAGAGCUACACAGGAACGUGAUGGUACAGAACUACGAGAACAUGAUUUCUGUAGGGUAUCAAAUCCCAGUGGAGCAUCUUUGGGUAUAUAUUAAGAACAAUGAAACAAUUCUAUCUGCUGCCAGUGAAGGAGACAUGGCGGUGCAGGAAAUGCAGCUUCCUGAUAUAAGUAUCAGCAUCAACAGGAGCACAGAUUGUACUGAGGUCUGGAGUCUGCAGUCAACACAAGACACAUCGCUUAAUUCUGAGCCUGAUCAAGCUUUGCUGGAGAACUUAGUGAUUACAAGACACAGCCUGGUGCCAAGUGAAAGGAAACAUCAUAACUGUAUGGAAAACAAAGAUGAAUUUGGCAAGAAAAUUGAAAUGGAAAUGCAUCUGGAACCUCAAGAAGGAAAAGAGCCAUACAGGCUUAAUCACAACGAUAAUUUAAUGCUUCACUUUAGUGGCCUGACUGAUCAGUUAAUUCACACUGGCAAAGGAAGAAUGAAUAUGCCAGCAAUAUAUAAGCAAGUAUACAAUAAAAAGAAACAAUAUAAACAUGCCAUACAUGACAGGGGUAUCACAAGUAAAGUGAAAUUAGCAGCGAGUAACACUCCUCAUACUAGAGAGAAACAAUUUAAAUGUAACAGCCAUGAAAAAUGUUUUACACAAAAGUCCAGAGUAGAAAAUUUUCACUAUAUCCACACUAGUCUGAAACCUUAUGUAUGUGCUACAUGUGGAAAGGGGUUUAAAUGGAAGGGUGACAUGGUAAGCCAUCAGUAUAUACACACUGGUCUGAAACCUUAUAAGUGUGCGAUAUGUGCAAAAGAGUUUACAUGGAAGCGUACCUUUGUAAGCCAUCAGUAUACACACACUGGGCAGAAACCUUAUGUAUGUGCUACAUGUGGAAAGGGAUUUGCACUGAAGGCUACUAUGGUAAGCCAUCAGUAUACACACACUGGGCAGAAGCCUUAUAUGUGUGCUACAUGUGGAAAGGGGUUUAAAUGGAAGGGUGACAUGGUAAGACAUCAGCGUACACACACUGGUCUGAAACCUUAUAAGUGUGCUACAUGUGGAAAGGGGUUUACAGAGAAGGGUGUCAUGGUAAGCCAUCAGUGUAUACACACUGGUCUGAAACCUUAUAAGUGUGCUACAUGUGCAAAGGAGUUUAUAUGGAAAGGUGCCUUUGUAAGCCAUCAGUAUACACACACUGGGCAGAAACCGUAUACGUGUGCUACAUGUGGAAAGGGGUUUGCACUUAAGGCUACUAUGAUAAGCCAUCAGUAUACACACACUGGGCAGAAGCCUUAUAAGUGUGCUACAUGUGGAAAGGGGUUUAAAUGGAAGGGUGACAUGGUAAAACAUCAGCAUACACACACUGGUCUGAAACCUUAUAAGUGUGCUACAUGUGGAAAGGGGUUUACAGAGAAGGGUGCCAUGGUAAGACAUCAGUAUGUACACACUGGUCUGAAACCUUAUAAGUGUGCUACAUGUGGAAAGGAGUUUACAUGGAAGCGUACCUAUGUAAGCCAUCAGUAUACACACACUGGACAGAAACCUUACAAGUGUGCUACAUGUGGAAAGGGGUUUAAAGAGAAGGUUGCCAUGAUAAGCCAUCAGUAUACACACACUGGCCUGAAACCUUAUAAGUGUGCUACAUGUGGAAAGGAGUUUACAUGGAAGCGUACCUUUGUAAGCCAUCAGUAUACACACACUGGGCUGAAACCUUAUGUGUGUGCUACAUGUGGAAAGGGGUUUGCACUGAAGGCUGCUAUGGUAAGCCAUCAGUAUACACACACUGGGCAGAAACCUUAUAAGUGUGCUACAUGUGGAAAGGCGUUUACAGACAGGGGUGUCAUGGUAAGACAUCAGUAUACACACACUGAUCUGAAACCUUACAACUGUGCUAUAUGUGGAAAGGGGUUUAUACGGAAGGGUGACAUGGUAAGCCAUCAAUAUACACACACUGGUCUGAAACUUUAUAAGUGUGCUACAUGUGGAAAGGAAUUUACACGGAAGGAUAACAUGGUAAGGCAUCAGUAUAGCCACACUGAGCAGAAACCUUAUAUGUGUGCUACAUGUGGAAAGGGGUUUAAACGGAAGGGUGACAUGGUUAGCCAUCAGUGUACACCCACUAGUCUGAACUGGUAUUAGAAUAGAUCAGAAUCUAUCAUGAACUAUUGCGAAUAACAAAUUAAACAUUUCAGCAAUGGCUGAAAAACUUAGAAGACAUACAGAUAAAUAUAUGGGAAAACUACAAAAUAAGCAAUUUAUUGAUGACCCAAAAA
Molecule: messenger RNA, 2525 nt
Organism: Protopterus annectens (West African lungfish)
Lineage: Eukaryota; Metazoa; Chordata; Ceratodontiformes; Protopteridae
Product: zinc finger protein 615-like
Exons: 4
Coding region: 175-2391 (738 amino acids)
Biological process (GO): regulation of transcription by RNA polymerase II
Molecular function (GO): DNA-binding transcription factor activity, RNA polymerase II-specific; RNA polymerase II cis-regulatory region sequence-specific DNA binding
Source: RefSeq, a predicted model, not a curated record